Camellia sinensis is the source of this 690-nucleotide messenger RNA. NCBI's taxonomy places the organism in Eukaryota, Viridiplantae, Streptophyta, Magnoliopsida, Ericales, Theaceae. The record is from RefSeq and is a predicted model, not a curated record.
UAAAUAGGAGAAAUACAUAUCACUCCGUUUCUUUUCUUUUCUCUCCAAAUCACUCAAUCCAAACAUAGCGUAGGUGUCUGUUGAAUCAUAAUUUCCCAUUGAAAUUGUAGUGUCUAAAAAGCUUGGUCUUAUAACAGUGUAUGUUGAUGCACAUAUUGGAAUCAUAAUUUCCUGUUGAAAUUGUAGUGUGACUAAUGGAACUGUUGUUUGUUUUCUAGCAGGAGUUUGGUGUUUGGAACCAUGUUGAAGCAAGCAUAUCACAAGUUAUGUGCUCAUAGAGGUGAUAAAAUUAGGCUUUGUUUGUAUUCACAAACAAGAGGUAUUCACUGUGGCCAGCCUUCUUUGGGACCAAGAAGCUUUUUUGGGGUAGAGGAUUAUCUCGACGAUGACAAUAGCCGACCAUACACAUACCAGAAGGAGAAGAAGUCGAAGAAUACAGACAAGGUGACGAGCAAGCAAGUUGCGGUUGCUGGUACCAACUCCAAAGACAUCAAAGCCGCACUCAAGUCGCGAUCAGAUAUACCGGCGUGUUUGGCCGUACGACGGAUUUUAGCAGAGAGAGCACAAGAAGCAGAUGUCUACACAGCUUCGUAUACUCCGAGGGAGAGGGAUAAGUUUGAAGGGAAGAUAAGAGCUAUUGUUCAGUCUCUCAUUAACAAUGGUAUUGAUGUUAAAGUUUUUCUUGAUUGA